Messenger RNA from Sordaria macrospora k-hell, 1191 nucleotides. RefSeq lists its product as uncharacterized. Lineage: Eukaryota; Fungi; Ascomycota; Sordariomycetes; Sordariales; Sordariaceae. The record is from RefSeq and is a predicted model, not a curated record.
AUGCGACUUCCUUCAAGCUCUUACGGGCAGACAGGCCUGAACGCCCUCUUCGGGAGAGCUGACGUCUGUGAUGUGGCUUUCCCGGGCGAAGGUGCAAGCACCAAUUUCUGUUCACCAAGUAAUACGUUGUGCUGCGUGCGAAAAGGGCAACAAUAUCCAGCAUGUCAAACCGGCGUUGGUAAAGGAUGGUGCUGUACCGGAACCGGCACAAGCAACUGCUACGUCGACCAAGCCUCCUCCUGCGACGAGCCCAACGCCGUACCCUGCACCAACCUCAAAAAGGGCGUCUCCAAAGCCUGCUGCCCGCGCCUGACGAGCUGUUCCGACCAAUAUGAAGCCACCGAGGAAUUCGUCCGGUGUAACAUCCAAUACGACGACUUAUUCCACCCGGCCGUCGUUGUCACAGCUACCAUCUCAGAAAGCGGGAGGGUAUCAACAGUGACGCUGGGUCCUUCAUCGUCGUCGUCAUCCAGCACGUCGUCGACGGUAUUAUCAUCAUCCUCUACCACGCAGUCAUCGGUGCCGUCAAGUUCGGCAACUGCGCCCGAGUCCGGAUCCGGAUCAGCAUUGACUCCCCUUCCUGGUCUCCCCGUGCCGUCAAGCACAGCAUCAUCAAUACCGGCCGGCCCCUCACCGACUCCAGAUUCCCCGCCAAUGAUCUCCACCGGCGCCAUAGCAGGUAUCUCCGUCUCGGCCACUCUCGCAGGCGCCCUCCUCGCUGUUCUGAUCUGGAUCGUCCUCCGCCGUCGCAGGAAAGCCUCAGCCGCAGCCGAAUCCGAGAAAGCCGCAGCUGGAACAGAUGGCAACCAAACCGGAAGUGGAAGCGACCAAGACACAAGUAGAGACCUAGGCAAUCCACCCGAUUACCUCCCCGAAUUACCGCAUGACAACACCCGUUCCGAGGCACCGGGGGAUACCUGUCCGUAUUCGUAUUGGGUUGGGCAGAAUGGGGAGGGGUAUUAUAAGCCGAUGGAGUUGAUGACGGAGAGGGUGGUGCCGGUUGAGCUGCAGGGGAACAACAUGAAUACGCAGAGGGGGAUGAUGCCAGGGCAACAAUGGCAAAAUCAGCACCACCAACAGUAUGGGCCGUUUGAGAUUAUGACGAAUCCGAGGGGGUCGGGGGUAGUAGGUACGCCGAGGGCUGAACUGGCGGUGCCAACGCCUAGGGCGGAGUUGGGGACGUUUAUAUGA